Monomorium pharaonis (pharaoh ant) is the source of this 3532-nucleotide messenger RNA. RefSeq names its product E3 ubiquitin-protein ligase NRDP1 (gene elgi). Bases 843 to 1730 code for a protein of 295 amino acids. Gene Ontology annotation, cellular component: plasma membrane signaling receptor complex. The transcript is spliced from 3 exons. NCBI's taxonomy places the organism in Eukaryota, Metazoa, Arthropoda, Insecta, Hymenoptera, Formicidae. The record is from RefSeq and is a predicted model, not a curated record. Gene Ontology annotation, biological process: regulation of canonical NF-kappaB signal transduction; tumor necrosis factor-mediated signaling pathway; protein K63-linked ubiquitination. Gene Ontology annotation, molecular function: metal ion binding; ubiquitin protein ligase activity.
ACUAAUACUGAAAAUCUAUAGUUCAUGUUACGUUACGUAUAUUAUAGAUUUUUAGUAUAGUUUUUGAUAGUGAAUUUCGGAACGCAGCUCAUGUGUAUUCGCAGAGAUGUAUUUUUUGAAUUUGCGAGCGAAAUUUGAAGAGAUCUGAGAAAAUAGUUUGCGAGGAUAGUAUGGAGAGGGAUGCUCCAGGAAGUCCCUUGUAUCCCCGACUAAGUCCGUUCCUGAUGAUCGCGAGACUUGCAUGAGAGACUGCGAGAAACGACAAGUGGACUGAGGAGCAGCGAGGAGGCGACGACGUAUUCGCGAGCGAUGGGGUUCGACGUGGGCCGUUUCCAGGGUGAGGUGGACGAGGAACUCGUGUGCCCGAUAUGCUCUGGCGUGCUUGAGGAUCCUGUUCAGGUAGGCCGUACUCGAUUCGUGGAAACCCCGCGACCUACAACCGUAUCCCACCCUAACCUCCACUGUUUGCGUUCAUGUUGUGCGAAGAGCCUUCUCGAAUUCGAGAGGAGAAAAAAAGGGGAAAUUUUUACAAAUAGGAUUAUUUCAGUUUUCGAAGGGAGUGAAGGGCAUCGAAAAGUCCGAUUUUUUCGCGCGAGUCUCCAUCUGAGUUUAUCUUGCCGACUCGUUUCUGCAAGCGAGAGGUUGAUGGAAGACAUUCGCAACGAGAUUUUGUUUGUUUUUGUACAUCGAGAGGCGAAGAGAAAUAGCUUUCUACCACGUAAACAUUUGCUCAAUCGCUUCAUUUUCCGAAGCUUUCCGUCGUUCUUGGUUUCCGUUACGUCUCUUGCCUCGAAAUCAAGGCGCACGAAGUCGCCUAUCCGCCAAUACAGUUGUAGCAGCUUAUGGACUUGCAGGUGAGCAAUGUGUUGCAGGCGCCAGUGUGUGAGCAUGCUUUCUGUCGCACCUGUAUCAACGAAUGGAUAAAUCGUCAGCCUACGUGCCCUCUGGAUCGUACACCCAUCACGUCCACUCAGCUUAGAGCAGUCCCCAGAAUUCUGAGGAAUCUACUGGCCCGUUUGUGCAUUAAGUGCGACAACAUCACAUACGGUUGCACCGUGGUUGUAAAGCUAGACUGUCUGGCCAUGCAUCUUGAGCAGUGCGAAUAUAAUCCGAAGAGACCAAUGCAGUGUGAGCAGGGUUGCAGUUUGAUCAUCCCCAAGAACGAACUGAAGGAUCACAAUUGCGUGCGUGAGCUCCGCAAUCUGAUAACACAGCAGCAGCAAAAGCUGAACGACAUGAAGCGUGAACUUGACGAACAGCAUCUGCAGAUCAACGAACAAAAACGUGAGAUCCAUUUGCUGAAGGACUUUAUGCGCGCGCUUCGAGUGUCGAAUCCGGCAAUGCGCGCGAUUGCUGAUCAGAUGGAACGGGACGACGUCGUCAGAUGGUCCGCAUCUCUGCCACGCGCUAGGGUUACCAGAUGGGGCGGGAUGAUUUCUACGCCUGACGAGUUACUUCAGACGAUGAUCAAAAGAACUCUGUCAGAGUACAAUUGUCCCCCUCAUGUGAUUGAUGAGCUAAUGGAGAACUGCCAUGAGAGAAAGUGGCCACCAGGUCUAAAUUCCCUCGAGACCAGACAGAACUCUCGACGACAAUACGAUAACUACGUGUGCAAAAGAGUGCCUGGCAAGCAAGCAGUGCUAGUCCUCCAGUGUGACAAUAUGCACAUGCCGGAAGAUAUGAUGGUUGAACCUGGGUUAGUGAUGAUCUUUGCGCACGGUAUCGAAUAGGGACAUUCAUAUGUAUAUGAAUACAAUGUUAUUAAUUGAACACUAACGCGGAUCCAGAAAUACUGAUGUCAUGUCGCGAACGCGAAUUCAAACUCUGAUAUCCAUUUGUGGAUUGACAUAAGUCUUUUCUGGAUCUUCAUUGGAUUAAUGCGAAAACUUAUCCGAUCGUCGUCGUUUUACUCGGAAAAUUCCUUCACCUCGGGAUACUCGUGCGUUUAUGGUUAUUGAAACGCUGAGAUUGCAAGAUUGUCCUUGAUGCGAAUUUAUUCCGAGGAUAAAUUGAAGCCGUAGCAUACGGAAACGAUGAUUGCACACUAUCGCCCUUUGUGAUACGCGAUUCUAGAAGCGCGAUUGUCACGUACAGGAUCGAUUGGGAUUAUAAUUGUAAUCGAUACGGUAAAUAGCCGUACAUGGUGGCCAAUUCUGUACCGCCUACCGACAACUAUCGGUGUCGUUGCGCAGGUUUUUUACCAUAUAAAAUAUCUGCGCAACGACACCGAUAGUUGUCGGUAGACAGUACAGAAUUGAGCCUAUGGUACUCAACGCGUCAACGUUGUUCGACUCGCCGUUAUUGAUUACCUCGAUCGAACCUCACACAGGAAAACUCAAUCGAGUAUCUGGAUCGUUGCACUGUGAUACACCACUUCGGUGAGAAACCUGAAAUCGCGUGAUAAAUGACCGACUACCGCCUCUUCUCCUUAGCCAGUCGAUUGAUCGAAUUGUAUAUUUUUUCGUCGGCGGUUCGUUUAUCGUUCAUUUCAGGAUCAUUUACGGAUACUUAGAAGUCUGUGAAUGUUUUACUAUAAUACUUUAGAGAAAGGAGAGAAAGAGACAGAGGAACGUAAACGAUGAUUGGAGAAAACUGCCAUAAUCUAUAAGCACAAAUGAGAAAUCUCAGAAUUGGUAUACAGAUUCGCCACAGUGACUUUUUUUUUAACACUUGAGGCGUAUUGGUCCUGAAAUCACAUUUUUCCUCCUAACGAUUUUUUUCUUUUAUAAUUCAUACUUCCUCGAGUUUUUUCUUUUCUCUUUGAAAGUUUGUCCAGAGCUAUGCAUUUUAAACAAGUUAAUCGUUAUCAUUUGACUGAAUACGAAUCUAGGCAUUUCCUAAAAAUUUGUUGCUAAUUAUCCUGUACUGAAUCAUGCACAAAUAGCUUGCUUGCUUUAAGCUAAUGACACAUUCUGCUUACUCGUCAUUGUGUUAGGGUGUUCUAUCGUCUGUUAAAAGAAAGAUUGAAUUCAAAUUUUUCACAAAGUGCUAUCAAAAUAUUAUUUGAUAGUGGUGGAACACUCUACGUAAAUUAAUUAUUGUAACAAUUAGUUAGUUUGUAUCGCAGUACUGACCUAUGAUUUGUCGCGUUACGAGUCGCGUAACGAUAAAUGCUUCUUUAUGUAGCUUCUAAUCUUGCCACGAUGUAUGACUGGUAUAGGACCAAGAGAUUAUUGAAAUUUAUUCUUUUUGACAGUAAUCAUUCUUGUAAUAUAUUUUUAUAAGAUAAUGCCGCGAGAUGAGAUAGGAUAAAAAUAUUAGAAUUUGUUCUCUCGGAAACGCAUCUGUAUUCAGUACAUCUUGCGUUACUUCCAAUAAGUCUUCGAAAAAAAUCAAAUACGUGGAUUGUCGCCCAAAAAUGAAAGUAUUUUUUGUCCGAUAAAUUAUGUUAUCUGAUAAACACCGUGAAUUUUAGAUGUAAUAUUAUAAUUCUAGAGAUUGUAGUAAGACAAUUCGAUAACAGGCUGAUUUUAUACAUAAAUAUAUAUAUAGUAUAUAAUAAUAAUUGUAAUAAAGCACAAAUUUUACAUAU